Molecule: messenger RNA, 3106 nt
Organism: Paralichthys olivaceus (Japanese flounder)
Lineage: Eukaryota; Metazoa; Chordata; Actinopteri; Pleuronectiformes; Paralichthyidae
Product: prolactin-releasing peptide receptor-like
Biological process (GO): G protein-coupled receptor signaling pathway
Cellular component (GO): neuron projection; plasma membrane
Molecular function (GO): neuropeptide binding; neuropeptide Y receptor activity
Source: RefSeq, a predicted model, not a curated record
GGCUCCUCAUACUCUCAUCUUUACACACAAACACAAGCAAAGCUUUUGUUUUGAACAGUGUGGGAACAGACAGACCAUGGGGGAGCACCACAGUGGCUCGGUCGGAGUCACACAACCAUCUGUGUCAGGAGAGCAGAUGGACGGGCGCAUUUACGAGGUCGCGGUGCAGAGCAACUCCACUAAUCACACCUCCCAGUUUGCAGACGUGGCUCUGCUGCAGAAGUUCAAGUCCCUCAUUAUCCCCUGCUAUGUGCUGGUGGUGGUGGUGGGCGUCUUCGGGAACUACCUGCUCCUCUACGUCAUCUGCCGAACCCGAAAGAUGCACAGUGUCACCAAUUUCUUCAUCGGCAACCUGGCCUUCUCCGACAUGCUCAUGUGUGUGACUUGUGUCCCUUUCACUCUCGCCUACGCCUUCAAUCCACACGGUUGGGUAUUUGGCCGCUCAAUGUGUUAUGUGGUGUUCCUCGUCCAACCGGUCACAGUCUACGUUUCAGUCUUCACACUCACAGCUAUUGCGGUGGACAGAUAUUACGCAACUGUUCAUCCCCUAAAGAAGCGCACCUCAGUGGCCACCUGUGCCUCUGUCCUCACAGGCAUCUGGCUGCUGUCCUGCGGGCUGGUGGCUCCGGCAGUGACCCACACCUACCACGUCGAAUUCAAAGAGGAGGGCUUCACCAUUUGUGAGGAGUUCUGGUUGGGACAAGAGAAAGAAAGACGUGCUUAUGCAUACAGCACCCUGCUGGUCACAUAUGUCCUGCCACUGUCAGCCGUCUUCAUCUCUUAUCUGUGCAUCACUGUCAAACUGAGGAACUGUGUUGCACCAGGCCACAGGACACAAGACCAGACAGGUGCUCAGCAGGCUCGUAAGAGGAAGAUCUUUCGCUUGGUCGCACUCCUGGUGUCUGCCUUUGCGGUGUGCUGGCUCCCGAUUCAUGUGUUCAACGUGCUGCGAGACGUUGACAUCCACCUUAUCAACAAGCGCUACUUCUUGCUUAUACAACUGCUGUGCCACCUGUGCGCCAUGAGCUCCUCUUGCUGCAACCCUUUCCUCUACGCAUGGCUACACGACCGCUUCCGCACUGAGCUGCGCAAGAUGUUCAAGUGCCGCCAUCGAAUUGGAGUGCCUGCCAAUCACUGUGCCGCCAGUGUGGUCUUGUAAUCGAUUGCUGAAAAUCUUCAGCGUGGUGCAGAAUGAAUGGAGUUCAUCCUGUGGCCACUGAUAAUAUCCACAAGACAUGUUUUCCUGGCAGUGCAUUGACUAUUAUGUUGUGUACAAAGGCAAUGUAUUAGCCCGGGGUAGCUCUUGAACAGAGGCCAUUUUUCUGGGGUUUGUAAAAGUCAAUUUCGUUAAAGGGAAGAAGAAAUUUCCCCCCACCAACAGGAGCAAACAAAAGAUUCUUUAUUCUCUAUGGGUCACGCAUAUCUCCAAAUUAAACACCACAAAAAGUUGAUUAUUUGCCACAAGGUUGCUGCUACAGGAGAAAUCCCACAGAGUACAACCUGCUGAGGGUUCAUCCUCUGGGAAUCACGAGUGUGCCCAGUAGAUUUCAUGACAAUCUGCCACUUGGACUUUGAGAUUUCUUCUACAAAAAUGAAUAGACAAAGGGUCACUACUGUAUAUUAAAUUUAAAUGGGUGGCUAGUACCAUUAAAACCUAUUCUCUGGGAGGCAUGAAUCACAGCAGCAGAUUCAAUAGAAAUCAGAUCAUUCAUUAUGAAGAUACCUUGUCCUGGACUAUGGUGUUGGGUUAUGAUGGGGGUGUUGAAUAAAAGGCCAGAGGUCACUCAUAUCAUGGAAAAGCUCUACAAAGGUACAUUAUGGGUUUGGGAUCCCCCUCUGGAAACCACGACUGUCCACACCAAACUUCAAGGCACCCAGGCCAGCGGCUGUCCAGAUCUCUUUCUCUGGAGUAAUACAUGAACAGACCGACCGACACUGGGCCAAACGUGGGCUGACCCUUUGAUUCAUCCAUCCAUUCAUGGACUUGUUCAUAACAGAUUUUAUCUUUGUGAGGUAAAGGCUUAAAAUAUCUAAGAAUGCUUUUCAAUAUUUGAUGUAACACACUGCAAUGUAUAUGUAGGCUACUGUUCUAACCUACUGUAUAUGGAAAGAUGUAUAUCUGUAAGAAUGAGAUACUGUCCCUGUGAUGGAAGAGAUGAAAUCUUAUGGGUGUCAUAAAUGUCUGUUAACAAACGAAUGAGGAUAAAAAACUAUAAUGAACUAGAAAGGCCAGAUAAAGGUUGAUGAACAAAGUGAAGCUGAAUAUAUGAAAAGCAAAUGAGACCCUCCGUUCAGGUCGCGUUUGGAGUGGUCACCACAGAUGAGUUUGUUUUACACCGGGGCAUUGGUGUCAGAUCUAAUAAUCUAGUGCUCCUCCUCUAGAGCCUGAUGGAAUAAAUUAUUAUCAUGAACUUGUGCCCCUGGGCUUUAAUUUUCUUAUAGCCCAAGGUUGAAUAUGCACCUUGCUGUAUAAUUUAUUAAACAAUUUCUAAUAGCCUUGUAAAUUGGCUUUAAACAAUGGUUGUAAAAUUGGAUGUAUUGAAGUGUGGUGGUUGGUUUCGUGUUCUCUGUGCUGGUCUGUAUUCUGUACAUGCAUACAUGUCCUCUGACUCAAGGUAGGAGUGGAGGUGGACUAAAGUGUCACUGAAGUGAUUAACCACUGCUGUUAUAGUUGCUCUUUCCCAUCAUCAUCGACUCUCCAACAAAAUGGCUUUGGAUACAUACAGUAUACAGUGCUUUCAAUAUUAGUAUAUAUUAUUUGUGAUGUUACAUGCUACAAAGUUAUUUGAAGUGGUCUGUGCCAACACACACUGUGAAUAAAAAGACAAAACCAGACGACCUCUGUGUUUGAGAUCAAUGGAACUGCAUGAUGACAGAAAACAGAAGGGAAUUAUGACCAACAUGUUCAUAGAUUAUAUUUACUUAUUAAAUAACAGGGAGAACAGAGGUGGUUUCUACAUAUCGACUACAGGCCUGAUUCAGACAUUCAGCGUAUUUGAUGUAUUCAUGGACACUAUCCUGCAUCAGUAGAAAUAUUUACAUUCACACCAAUAUUCUGAUAUCAAACUUAUUAACACAAAUUCUGAAUUUUCUGAUUUCCUUAACC